Molecule: messenger RNA, 964 nt
Organism: Aspergillus campestris IBT 28561
Lineage: Eukaryota; Fungi; Ascomycota; Eurotiomycetes; Eurotiales; Aspergillaceae
Exons: 2
Coding region: 217-903 (228 amino acids)
Source: RefSeq, a predicted model, not a curated record
CAGAUCACCACAAUGUAAUGGUGCUGGAUCCUUUACAACUUGUUCUCUCUCUCUAAAGCAUACCGCCUGAGGGAGAAACGGUGCAAUGUCCGAAUCUACUUGCAGUCCAACCCGAUAAUCUCUCAUUUGUUUCCCUUUGAAACCGAAACCAUUUGUUUUUGUGAACCGCACUGCGAUGGGACAUCUUUCUUUGAGUCAGGACGAAGUUGACGUGACAUGACGACCAUCUUCAACAGCACGGGAUCUGUACCCAUGGCAUCCCACCCGGCCACGGCAUCAAGUAGCUACCAGCAAACGAGGCCGUCCAAUCCCUUCUCCGGCCCACGUGUUCAGCGAGACACACUCCCAGAAGAACCCAUUCCUGCCGAAAAUGCCUCCACGGCGGAAUCGAAUCCCGGGCCCGAUGCCCACCCGCACGUGUUCACGCCUUAUGCAAUAGAGGAGCCAGAGGACGAGGAGAAGGAAGACGCAGCAAAGCAGCGGCCCUCUCUCCACAGGCUCCCAGCUCUGAUGGAGCUGCCAUGGGCGAGUAUCGACUACGAUCAGGGAGAAUUGGUCCACUCCAUGGAGGACCUCCGUUGCGAUUCCGACUACAGCGAUUGCUGGCUCCACGGCAAGCCUCACCGGGGCAAGAAGCGAAAGCCUACCCGGCCGCCCCGGCAAGUGUCGGGUGAAACGGCCCCAGAUACACGGGGCGGCAUUUCCGGUUUCAGCCCAAAGAAGCGGCGCCGGAGCCUACGAUCGGGGGAGGAUGUGGACAUCGAGCCACUGUCUUCCCAGAUGUCUGAAUCCAAUGAGUCUGUAUCUUCUGGCAGCGGGAAUUCUGAUUACCCGUCGUCUGAUGUCAGCAGUGUCAAUGCGCCGGACGACUCUGCUGCGCCUGAUCAGAUGGACAUCGACUGAGGUUACUAUCCUGAUACAUCUCUUGCUAUCUAACUCGUUGUACCGAGUGCCUCAUGCAACC